This is a messenger RNA of Tachyglossus aculeatus (Australian echidna), 2380 nucleotides long. It is a transcript of the gene CCDC91, whose product is annotated as coiled-coil domain containing 91. The transcript is spliced from 12 exons. The coding region runs from base 6 to 1358 and encodes 450 amino acids. Gene Ontology annotation, biological process: Golgi to lysosome transport. The record is from RefSeq and is a predicted model, not a curated record. Gene Ontology annotation, cellular component: trans-Golgi network. Lineage: Eukaryota; Metazoa; Chordata; Mammalia; Monotremata; Tachyglossidae.
UGAAAAUGGAUGAUGAUGAAUUUGGUGGAUUUGAGGCCGCCGAGACGUUCGACGGUGGAACCGGUGAGACCCCAACCACGUCUCCGGCUAUUCCCUGGGCAGCGUUUCCCUCAGUACCAGUGCUGGGGGUCCAGGUUUCACCAAGCGCUUCUCCCGACGUCCCUGAGGAGCAGUGUUUGCCGUCCUCCAGCCUCCUCUCUUCGAACUCAUUUACUUCUUCUAGUGACGACUCGCCGUCAAGGCCCCAACUAGCCGACCGUAUUGGAAAUCCAGGGGCUCUCAAAGACCAGGUUCAACUUUCGACAAAAACCCCUCCGGCUUUACCAGAGGAGCAGAGUUGCGAAACGGCCAGGGUCAAAGAUGAUGCUACGGAGCUGGAGGCCGGGGGUUCAAAUUUGCAGUUUCAACACAAAGUUACAAGUCUGGAGAUUCAACUCAAGGCCUCUGAGGAAGAAAACCAGAGGAUUAAGAAGGAUUUGGAAAAGUUAAUGGAAAAGUACAAGUUCUUUGAAAGUGAUUUUCUGAAGGACAAAGAGAAUGAAGUACUCACCUGUCAGAAUCGAUAUAAGGAACUACAGGAUAAACAUAAGCAUGAACUAGAAGAUAUGAGGAAAGCUGGCCAUGAAGCUCUGAGUAUUAUUGUGGAAGAAUAUAAGGCACUACUGCAGUCAACAGUUAGGCAGCAGGAGGAGGCCAUUGAAAAGCAGUAUGUAGCCACAAUUGAGAAACAAGUGCACAAGUGUGAAGACUUGCUUAAUACUCAGCAUCAGAGGUUUCUGGAAAUUUUGGAUUCAGAGAAGGAACUAUUAAAAGACAAAAUACAAGAAGCUUUGGUUCAGCAAUCUCAAGAACAGAAGGCAAUACUGGAAAAAUAUUUGGAAGAAGAAAGGGAAAGAAGUAAAGAGGCAUUAUCAAGUGCUGUAAAGAUUGAGAAAGAAAUAAUGAAAAGUACCGUAUUACAAGCCGUGGAAGAGGAAAGAAGAAAUCUGAAAAAAGUUCAUGCGGAAGAAAGGGAGUCGUGGAAGAGUGAGCAUACCAAAGAUCAAGACGCGAUAUCUCGGGCAAUUCAGGAAGCCAUACAAGAACAAAGGAAAAUAAGUCAGGAAACUGUUAAAGCAGAAAUAGCCGAAGAGAGAAGACGAAGCGAAAAUGCUGUGGAAGAGGCAGUGAAAAGAACAAGAGAGGAAUUGAUGGAGUAUGUGAAAGAACAGAAAAGGCUCGAUCAAAUCACCCGCCAGCGAAGCCUCUCAAGUUUGGAAUUAUUCCUUUCCUGUGCCCAGAAGCAAUUACAUUCUUUAAUAUCUGCAGAACAAGUUAGUCCAGCGCAAAAAGAGGAGGACAUACCUGACCCACAGUGACAGUGGUUGAAAUAUUCUACCCUUCAUCUAGUUGGCAUGAGUGACAAAGAUCUUUUCCAUUUUAUUUCAAAAUACGGGGGACUGUAUUACAAGUUAAAGAACUGUAAACAAUGUUUAAAGAUUCCCAGCUGACCUAAUUUGUGUUUAAUAAUUUGUUUACCUUUAAAUCAAUCAAUCAAUCGUAUUUAUUGAGCACUUACUGUGUGCAGAGCACUAUACUAAGCGCUUAGCACUGUACUAAAGUUUUAAAGCAUAAUACGACCUAAGAAAGUCAUUGAAAAAAAAUCACAUAAUCAAAACUCUGCUUAUGUUGUAACCUUUAUAAUCUCUAGUGGCCUGUUAUUGGCUUUUUUGGCAACAGUGAUGGAUGUUAUUACUUAUUGCCUCAUUGUAUCACUAUGAAUGAUACCAGCAUGUAAUCAGAUAAUUUAUUCUUUCUUUUGACGUAGGAGGAGGCCAGGAUUACAAUAUCCCCAUAGAGUUUAGAUAGAAAAUACAGAUAACAAUUCUGAAUUUCCUGGUUAUUGCUAAAUGCUUUUUGCAACCCUUUCCUCUCUUUGCUAGAGAUAGACCUCUCAGAAUAUGCUUUCAGACAAGGGUUGGCCUCUGUGGUGAAGAGCCAUCCCAGGGCUAGAAAGUUCUUACCUAUUUAUCAUCUUAAAAGUCGCUUUUGAGUGUGAAAUCAGUUUUUUCCAUGGAGCUCCUCUUUGUACUCUACCUUUGGGAAGAAGAUGAAUGUAAUUGCUUAAGAUUUCAGUUGUAAAACUGAAGAACACUGAAUGUGUUGAUAAUUUUCCCCAUUUUUUUAAUGGCAUUUAUUAAGCGCUUACUAUGUGCAAAGCACUGUUCUAAACGCUAGGAACUCAGUAACUCAUACAAAAUAGGCAUGUGCCUUAGUGGGAUAUAAUGAACGUUUCAUCAAUAUUCAUCAAUGACUGGUUUUGCCAUUGUGAUUUGUGUUGAUUUUAUUUCCUUACCAGACAUCUUCAACUUUUCUAUAUACUGAGCUUUCGCAAAGCAAU